AUGGAUUCCUCACGACAUCCAUUCACCUUCUCACUGAAAGAAGAGCCAAUUGAGAACCAUCGCCGGCUCGAAAUUCGUGUGAUAGGUGCCGGGUUUUCAGGGAUCUACCUGGGAAUAAGGGUUCCGCAACGAUUACGCAAUGUGAACUUGAAGAUUUAUGAGAAGAACGAGCGCAUUGGUGGAACUUGGUGGGUAAAUAGAUAUCCCGGAUGUGCCUGUGAUGUUCCUUCUCACAGCUAUCAAUACUCCUUCGUCCCAAAUCCGGACUGGUCUUCUUUCUAUGCCCCUCAAGCAGAGAUUCAAUCCUACCUUCAAAAUGUUGCAGACAGGUAUGGAGUCAUGAGAUUUGUCAGUCUUGGGCAUGAAGUACAGAGCUGUACCUGGAGCGCGGACACCAUGAAAUGGCACCUCAAGAUAUGCAACCUUGAGAACGGCCACGUGAGCGAUGACGAAGCGGACGUGCUAAUCUCUGCCCGUGGCAACUUGAGCCUCCCGACAUGGCCAAAACUCCCUGGGCUUGAGACCUUCGGAGGAGAGCUUAUGCACUCGGCUUCCUGGAAUGCCAAUUUUGAUUUCAAAGGAAAGAGCAUUGGAGUUAUUGGGAACGGCUCAAGCGCCAUCCAGAUCGUUCCAAAACUUCAGAAAACUGAGGGAAGUAAACUGUCAUGUUUUGUACGGAGCGCAACGUGGAUAACGAAUCCAUUCGGGGAAAACAUUAUUCACAAGUUGUCUCUGGACCCGCAAGAUCCUAAGUUCUCAAAUCAUCAAAGAGAAGAGCUAGCGAACAGUCCGGAAAAGCUUCAUGCCCUGAGAAAAGCCAUUGAGCAAGAUGGCAACACAGUCCAUGCUAUUUGCAUGAAGAAUCACGACUUGCAUCGUUCGAUAGCUGAAAGCACUCGCGCCGCCAUGCGAUCGCGGCUAUCGUCGAAGCCCGACAUUGCAGAAUUUUUAAUUCCUAGCUUUGCUGUAGGGUGCAAAAGGAUGACACCUGGGCUGGGAUAUCUUGAGGCAUUGACGGCGUCAAAUGUAGACUUUUUUACAGAUCGUAUCACCAAGGUGACUAGACGUGGAGUUAUUUUAGAGAGUGGCAGACAGGUCAAUCUUGACUGUCUUGUUUGUGCAACUGGAUUCAACACAUCGGGGGUACCUCCUUUUUCGAUUCACGGCCUGAACGGAAUCUCGUUGGCAGAACGCUUCCACCCACAUCCCGAAGCAUACCUCUCGCUUGCUGUCGACGGAUUUCCGAAUUUCUUCAUCAUGGCGGGACCCAAUUCUGCUGUUGGAUCCGGUUCGUUCACAAUGAUACUCGAGGCACAGGGCGAUUACAUUGUCAAAUGCAUGAGAAAAGUCCAAAAGGAAGAUUACGCAUACAUGGAGAUCAAGAAGCAGCAAGUCAUUGACUGGUCUGAGUACUGUCAAUCCUAUUUCAGGACCACGGUCUAUACUGAUGACUGUGAGUCUUGGUACAAGAGUAAAGGUGCAAACGGCCAGCAGAUCACCGGGCUUUGGCCGGGUAGCACACUGCAUGCACUAGAAGCUCUUCGUGCACCAAGAUGGGAGGAUUAUAACUGGGAAAACGUUCCCGGCGUCGGCAACAACAUGAGAUGGUUGGGAAAUGGGUGGAGUGUUACGCAUCUGAAAUGCAAUGAUCAGGGGGACUACGGAGGCGAUCCAUCUUGGUAUCUUGAACCCGAAUUCCAGCACGUUCCUUUGCCUGGAAAGCCUGAAGAGGACCCCGCGUUCAAGAAAAGACCCUUUUCCCACUAG
This is a messenger RNA of Pestalotiopsis fici W106-1, 1767 nucleotides long. RefSeq lists its product as uncharacterized. The transcript has 4 exons. Bases 1 to 1767 code for a protein of 588 amino acids. Gene Ontology annotation, molecular function: N,N-dimethylaniline monooxygenase activity; flavin adenine dinucleotide binding; NADP binding. Lineage: Eukaryota; Fungi; Ascomycota; Sordariomycetes; Amphisphaeriales; Sporocadaceae. The record is from RefSeq and is a predicted model, not a curated record.